Vanrija pseudolonga is the source of this 1771-nucleotide messenger RNA. It is a transcript of the gene SPAP8A3.11c, whose product is annotated as putative GTP-binding protein1c, mitochondrial. NCBI's taxonomy places the organism in Eukaryota, Fungi, Basidiomycota, Tremellomycetes, Trichosporonales, Trichosporonaceae. The transcript is spliced from 3 exons. Gene Ontology annotation, cellular component: mitochondrion. The record is from RefSeq and is a predicted model, not a curated record. Bases 1 to 1683 code for a protein of 560 amino acids. Gene Ontology annotation, molecular function: GTPase activity; GTP binding.
AUGGUCGCCCUAGCGCCAUGUAGGGCGUGUUUGCGCUCUGUAGCAUUCAGCAGAGGGCCGUCAGCACCAUUGUCACGAUCGGCUCGCCUCCCCGCGCAGCUCCUCACUCGCUCGGCGUCCUCUGCCAAGCCGGACCCUGCGCCGUACCACAUUAACGAGGACGAGGACGACUUUGACGACGUCGUGGGCGAGAUCAAGAGGAGACGGAAGCGCAUGGCGGAUAAACGGAAUCGUCAGGGCGGCGACUUUGUCGACUUUCUCAAGGUCCACAUUCGAGGAGGCAAGGGAGGCGCCGGCACUGCAGCCUUCAUGCCCACGAAGCGCGGCCUCGGCCCACCAUCAGGCGGAAACGGCGGACCCGGCGGCAACGUGUACAUCAAGACAAGCCCCGACAUCCACUCGCUCUCGACGGUGUCGAAGCGCGGCGUCGGCGGGCAGGGCGGCAACGGCGCCGGGAACCUGCGGCACGGGGGCCGGGGGGACGACGUGACUAUCACCGUGCCAGUCGGAACCGUCAUCCGCGAGGUGCACCGCGAGGGCGAGGCGGAGAAGACGUGGGCGGACGAGAACGCGAUGGGGCUCGAGAUGGAGGAGCGGCGCGAGCGUGCCCGCGAGCGCUGGCUCGUCAAGCACCCCAACUUUGAGGCGAGCCCCCGCGAUAUCCGUGAGGCUGAGGCCGUGCUCCGCGAGGGUGGGCGGUGGACCCAGCGCACGCCGUCAUUCGAGGACGAGCCGGCGCUCGAGCUCGACAUUGCCGAGCCCAUCACCAAGCCGCUCCUCCUUGCGCGUGGAGGCGGCGGUGGCCUGGGGAACACGCACUUCGUGUCGCCUACCACUCGACACCCCCGACUCGCUAGCCGCGGUAUUAUCCCGCCCAGCAGGACGUUCGAGUUUGAGCUCAAGCUCCUGGCCGAUGUCGGUCUCGUGGGCCUGCCCAACGCUGGCAAGAGCACCCUCCUCCGCUCGAUGACAGGCCGCCGCGCCGAGGUCGCCGACUAUGCCUUCACGACGCUGCAUCCGCAGAUUGGCGUCGUUCGCGUGCUCAACGACGGCACGUGGGCCGCUGAGCAGGACACGCCCAUCGAGGAGACGGAGCUCGAGCGCAUGCUCGACGCCGAGGCGCGCAUGAAGGGCGAGUACCAGCCUCUGCCUCGUGCACCUCGCGCGCGCGACCGCCGCUCUCAAGAGCGCAUCCGCUUCACCGUCUCCGACAACCCUGGUUUGCUUGCGCGCGCAAGCGAAAACGUCGGCCUCGGCCACAGCUUCCUCCGGUCGAUCGAGCGCUCCCUGGCGUUGGCGUACGUCCUCGACGGCCGCCACGCCGACCCUGCCGACGGCCUGCGUGUCCUCCACAAAGAGCUCGAGGCGUACAAGCCUGGCCUUGCGGCGCGUGCGCGUCUGAUCGCUCUGAACAAGACCGACGGGCAGGAGGACGAAGCGAUCGCGGAGAAGGUCGAGGGCCUGCGCCGUGCCGCCGAGGAGAUUGCCCAGGCUGACGGGACUGCCCCACCCGUGGUGCUCGUCGUCAGCGCCAAGUUCGGCACUGGAAUGGACAAGGUUGUUCACACCCUUGCUGAUGCCGUCGGCGCUGCGCGUGAGAAGAUCGAAGCGGCCAAGGCCAAGCCUGCUGUGAGGCAGGUUGAGGAGGAGGAGCCGGAGGAGAAGGAGGCCGAUCUUUUCUAGUCUGUCUCUGAGGGUUCCAGACAAGACAUAUCAAGCAUAGCAUCCCCACUCUGUAGCGCAUCACCUUGCAUGGCAUGCAUAUCAUGGC